This is a messenger RNA of Peromyscus leucopus (white-footed mouse), 966 nucleotides long. RefSeq names its product protein phosphatase 1 regulatory subunit 27 (gene Ppp1r27). Gene Ontology annotation, molecular function: phosphatase binding. The transcript is spliced from 3 exons. The record is from RefSeq and is a predicted model, not a curated record. Bases 136 to 600 code for a protein of 154 amino acids. NCBI's taxonomy places the organism in Eukaryota, Metazoa, Chordata, Mammalia, Rodentia, Cricetidae.
AGCCCUAUAUAAAAGCUGGAACUGAGGUUCUGUCCAGCCAGAGAGCUAACACACUGAUCUGGUCUGGCUGGCAUACUUCCCACUCUUACCUGCUGAAGUAGGGUCACCACAGAGAUAGCCCACCCCAACCCCAGGAUGCCCAGCAGAACUGCCCGCUAUGCCCGCUACAGCCCCAGACAACGGCGGCGGCGGCUGUUGGCUGAUCGCAGUGUGCGUUUCUCUAAUGAUGUUCUCUUCUUGGACCACAUCCGCCAAGGCGACCUGGAGCAGGUGGGGCGCUUUAUCCGGGCUCGGAAAGUCUCCCUGGACACUAUCCACCCCUCAGGCCUGGCUGCCCUGCAUGAAGCUGUGCUCUCUGGAAACCUGGACUGUGUGAAGUUGCUGGUCAAAUAUGGUGCUGACAUUCACCAGAGGGAUGAGACUGGCUGGACACCUCUGCAUAUUGCUUGCAGUGAUGGGUACCCUGACAUAGCCAAGUAUCUCAUCUCUUUGGGAGCAGACAGAGACGCAGCCAAUGAUGAUGGCGAUCUGCCCUCCGACCUUAUUGAUCCAGACUUCAAGGACUUGGUGGAACUCUUCAAAGGAACCAGCAUGGACUGAGCCACCCCUGACCUUUGGGGGUUUGUGCCUGCUGGAGAAGAGGCAAGGACCUUGCCCCAGGGGCCAGGGUGUGCCCAAUGAACAUGCCCGUGAGGCAGCCAGGCUGUUAGGACUUGUGGUGGAGCAUGACUCCUCUGCCCCUAUACCCAUUUCUCUGGCCUGACUUUUUCUCCAGGUUUUGUUUUUUUGUUUGUUUGGUUUUUUUUAUGAUGAUACUUUUUACUUUUUGAAUAAACAUGAUUCCCAAGCUGUGAUGGAGACUAAUUAGCGCGGUCCACUGCAAGACCAUCGCCAUGCACGCUGAGCUGGGGCUUAGUGGCAGCGCACGGCCUGGGGUUGGAGCCUCGGCGACCCGAGAACCCCAAG